Eimeria acervulina is the source of this 615-nucleotide messenger RNA. RefSeq lists its product as hypothetical. The record is from RefSeq and is a predicted model, not a curated record. The transcript has a single exon. NCBI's taxonomy places the organism in Eukaryota, Apicomplexa, Conoidasida, Eucoccidiorida, Eimeriidae. Bases 1 to 615 code for a protein of 204 amino acids.
AUGAGUAGGUUGAUGAGCAGUGGCAUGCGAAGCAGCCUGAGGUGCAGCAGCCUCGGCAGCAGCAGCAGCAGCAGCAGCAGCAGCAGCAGCAGCAACAGCAGCAGCAGAGUGUAUUGGUCUUUGAGUUCUUCUCGCUUUCUGCAUCGAAGCCACCUUGCGAAGAAGCUGCAGCAGCAAGACAUCCGGCGUUAUAAACACCUGGAUGACAUCCCUAAUGCAGCAGCAGCAGCAGCAGCAGCAUCAGCAGAAGCAGCAGCAAAGGGGCAUCCGCUGCGAAUAGAAAAAGAAGACUUCGCCAGGGAGUUGCUGCAGCAGCAGUGCGCUAUUGCAUCUCUCUUCUCAGAAGAUCAGAAGGCAGCUCUCUUUGGUGAAGCAGCAGCAGCAGCAGCAGCAGCAGAUGCAGCAGAAGAUGCAGGUGCAGCAGCAGCGGAUGCUGCAACAGGUGAAGCAGCAGCAGCAGCAGCAACAGCAGCAAACACAGAGCGAAAAAAGCUGUCUCCAGCGCAGCAGCAGCAGCUGGACAGACACCUGAGAAAGGCAAUGAGGGCCUGGCGCCUGCUUAGACCCGAAGCAGAACCCUUCUAUAAGGUCCAAACCCUAAACCCUAAACCCUAA